Knipowitschia caucasica is the source of this 1554-nucleotide messenger RNA. The record is from the annotation of a GenBank genome assembly. NCBI's taxonomy places the organism in Eukaryota, Metazoa, Chordata, Actinopteri, Gobiiformes, Gobiidae.
AUGGAGGAAAAACACAAAAUGGCCGACGGCGUCUUUAACGGGACGCAACAAAAACACUACACAGCUCUGCCUCAGUUCCACACUCCAAUCCCAAUUGAUGGGAGGUGCUCUUGCCACGUGCAUCUGUCUGACCCUCUGCACCUGUCCAGUGCACCUGCGUUCGCUGAGCUCCCAUUGGUCAGUCUGUCCCCGGUCUCCAUGGCGACAGAGUUCUGCCCCGCCCCCACGUACGUGCACACUCAUGUGCACGGCUCCGUCUUGGCCGAGAUGUCUACAGAGCAGCUAAAGUCUGAGUACUACAGCCUGAUGUCCACCAGAGGGCAGUACUCAGACCUGCACAGCCCACACUGUCUGCACAAAGUCCCCCGCAGUCCCCUCCUCAGCAGACGGAGGGCGCUGUCUGUGUCUCCUCUCUUGGAUCCUGCUCUUGACUUUGGGACCGUGUUUCGGAACACAAACCACAGCUUGGUCACCGUGCUCAACCGGCCAAUCACAGCGCAGUACACUCACCUGCUUAGUCCGUCUCUUCCUCCCGUUACGUACCAUCCGCUCCUGACCAAUCACAGAGGCUACAGCCUUGGCCCCGCCCCGCCGUUGCAUCUGCUGACCAAUCAAAGAAGCUUUGGCUUAAGUCCCGCCACUCCUCUGCACCUCUUGACAAAUCAGAGAGGCCCGUGCUCUGAACCGGUGUGUCAAUCAAACGUCCCAAACACAAACGCAGUGAGCAGAGAGUCGCCUCGGACCCCCGGCUGUGACCCGCUCGUCAGCAGCAGUGUGGACUCCGCCCCCAAGAGGAACAUCAAAGGAGAAACCAGAAGGCCCCGCCCCCCCUGCUCAGUCUCCCCGGUUACUAUGAGCAGUGCAGACUUCAAAGACCAGGACCAGGGCCCGGACCAGGGCCCGGACCAGGGCCCGGACCAGGGCCCGGACCAGGACCAGGACCAGGACCAAUCCAGACCCGGAUUUGAGCCAGUCUAUGAGACCAACUGUCUGUGGGAAGACUGCAGAGACGAGUUUGACUCACAGGAGCAACUGGUGCAGCACAUCCACUCUGCCCACAUCGCUGAUCGCAGAGACUUUGUUUGUCGAUGGAGACUUUGUUCUAGAGAAAAGAAACCGUUCAAGGCGCAGUACAUGUUAGUGGUCCACGUGAGGCGCCACACUGGAGAGAAGCCCCACAAGUGUACGUUCGAGGGCUGCCUGAAGGCGUACUCUCGACUGGAGAACCUGAAGACCCACCUGAGGUCUCACACUGGGGAGAAGCCGUAUGUGUGUGAACAUCUGGACUGCUCCAAGGCUUUCUCCAACGCUUCGGACCGAGCAAAGCACCAGAACAGGACCCACUCCAGCGAGAAGCCGUACGUGUGCAGAUUUGCUGCGUGUACAAAGCGUUACACCGACCCGAGCUCUCUGCGCAAACACGUGAAGACUGUGCACGGGCCAAGCGCGCACGUAAAGAGCACGCACGUGACCCGGCGACCGAGAGCACCGUGCAGAGGAGAGCAGGAGGACUGCAGCAGCUCUGAGGCAAGACACUUUACCCCCAUUGCCUAG